This is a messenger RNA of Mesorhabditis belari, 2874 nucleotides long. The record is from the annotation of a GenBank genome assembly. NCBI's taxonomy places the organism in Eukaryota, Metazoa, Nematoda, Chromadorea, Rhabditida, Rhabditidae.
AUGGAUCAGCCAUCGAGUUCUGGCUAUAGCGAUGCCUAUGCGAAUUUGGCACCGAUGAGAAUACGAUCGGAAUCGGUUCGAUCGACUGUUGCUGGAUAUUUCGAACAACAAAUGAUGCAAGGCGAUGGCAGUGGUGAUGCGGAGUUGUCUCAGGACAUAAAUGAAUCAACUGGUCCCCAAUCCGAGUACGACUUAGCAUUGGAACGUUUCAUGCGAAAUGAAAUUGAUUACGAUGAGUUUAUGAAAUUGACAGGCGGAAUGCAACUAGGCGACGAAGAAUUGGAGAAUAACGUGACUUUUGAUGAUCACGAAGAUGGCUACGACGAGGAGGUUGACGAUGAUGAGUUGUUAAUCAAGCCAGAAGCAUUAUUGUCUGCCGCAAAGAAACCUGCCCUAACUGGUCAAGAAGAAGGCAACAUCCCAGCAGAAACGAGAAAUUUGGUACGCGAGUUGAUCACGGAUGAACUGGGGACUGGCGUUGCCAAACCACCAACUCAAUCGACACCCCGUCCCAGGAAACUAAACGCUGCCUUAGAUUCUUUGCUUGGCCAAGCAAAUCUUUCCUAUGCUCGAGGACAAACACAACAUGCUUUGGACAUGUUGCUUGAGGUUAUCAAACAAGAACCUAGACACCCCGAAUCUUACCGACAAGUCAGUGAAAUCUAUCGAGAACUGAAUCAGCCACACAGAUCUUUACAUUACGGCCUACUUGCUGCACAUCUUGACUAUCACACUCCGGCCGGCGAAUGGUCUCAUCUCGGAGACUUAUCGAGUCGACUGGAGAAAUACGAGGAGUCAGCUGCAUGUUAUGGAAGAGCUAUUCGACUUGAGCCGAACAACUGGAAAGAUUACGAAAAGAGGAUCGCCACACUGGACAUGCUCGGCAUGCGGUCCUUAUCGAUGAAAACCCGUCUUCAAGCAGCUCAAAUGAUUGAUCAUUCGACAGCCAACGUCGAUUUCGAGUGGUUUUCAAAAUUAAUCAAAACGGUCGCUGAAUAUUACAUUAGCAUCAAUGACGAGGAUAAAGCCAUUCAAGCGCUUGAGGCAUAUGUUUUGAGGAGUAAACUAUUUGGACGAGAAGCUGAGUCACAACAUGAAACAUUGAUAAAAAUGUGGAUGGCAAAGGAUAAAUUCGGUGAAGCUGCCAAAUCAAUAUUAGCUUUGUGCUCUGGAAUCGAGACAAAAAACCCCGAUGGAUCAUCGGCAGUUACGGUAACUUUCAAAAACGGGACGUUUACAAUCGAGCCUUAUCCGCCUCCAGCUUCGAUAUAUUUUGAAAUUGAAGACUCGGUGUCAAUGAAUAUACUUUGUCGCUUGUGCGUCUGCUUGAUCAAAAGCAACAAUAAAAAUUUAGCACAGGAGGCCAUUCCAUUUUUAUUACGGCGAUCAUUCAACACUCGAGAAGCCGAAGAAUUAACGUUGGACAUUGCCAGAGCUUAUGCUCAAAUUACUGCUCAUCCAGCAGCAAGAAGGUUUCUCGAGCAAUUGUUAGAUUUGGGUCAGUUUGCACAUUGUGCUAAUCUAUGGUUUUUGCUUGGAAAUGCGUUGAUGCAACUGGAAGAAAAUCAAAAGGCAAUGGAAGCUUACGAAAAAGUUUUGGAGUUGAACUCUUCACAUGUGGACGCAAGAAUCAAUCUCUCGGGUUUACAACAACGAAUCGGCUUAAGUGAUCGAGCUCUUGAGACCCUACGAGAUUACGAUUUGGAUACAUGCACUUAUUUACCGGAUGAACGCUUGCUUAUUCGACAAGUUGAUGUUUUGUUCGACCAAGGACGUUACGAACAAUUUAUUCGGUGUGCUCGAAUGCUGCUAACGCCAUAUUUCUAUGAGGUUUAUGCUCGACCCGAGUUAUUCGCAAAGCGUAAAAGUGGGCCACAUAAAGGCACAGCAUUUGCAAUUUCAAACACACUUUGUUCGCAUGCAUUGACAGCACUCCGAAAUACGCCUCUUGAGAAAUUUGUGAAACGGCUUGGUUCGAUUGCAAUCGCUGAUGGACGAACUGUUGAUGGAUUAACGGCUGUACAAUUACACGAUUACUCUCUUCGCUUAAUUGAGCAAUUGGAAGUACUUGGCCGUUAUCAGGAUAUGCUUGGCGUGUGUUGCUACGCUUUUUUGCAGCCAAAAAUCCAGAAAACAUCUAGUACUGAGAACUUCAAAAGCAUCCUCUUUUACUGUGCUAUCAAAGCAGAAAACUGGUUACUUGGUUUUGAGUAUGUUCGUUGGCUGCACACAAGUGUAAUUCAAAGCGCCGGCGACUUUCCGCCAAAUCACCGAGAGGUUUUGUUUCGAAGAAUCUUCAACGCUAUGAACUACAUCUUCUGUCAUUCGCAACAAGUUUCAUAUCAUAGGUAUAUCAUGCGAUCUUUGGCAAAAUCUUCGGGAAAUCAUGCUUUACAAACAAUCAGCGGAAACAAUUCUCUUAUCACUGGAACAUAUAGACAUGCAUUAUGUGAAUAUUUCAAAGUCUGGUCGGACAACAGGAAUAAUGCCUUGAUUUGUUUCUUAAUUGGUCUAACGUUCAUUCACAUGUCCUGCAAGAAAGAUUUGAGUAGCAGACACAUGGUUGCAUUAAGAGGAUUGGCCUUUGUAAAACGUUACGAGAAAAUGCGAACCGUGCGACAAGAAGUUUAUUACAAUUUGGGACGGAUGCUCCAUCAGCUGAGCAUCACACCGUUGGCGAUUCAUUUCUACAAAUUGGCAUUAGCAGAACCGUCGCCGGUGAUUGUAACUUAUGAUGAAGACGGGAAUGAACAUUUGGAAUGUUUGGACAAGUAUGAUCUACGGCACUUCGCCGCGCACAAUCUUGUCCUUAUUUACCGAGCGAGCGGCAACGACAUACUGGCAAGAAAUAUAUAUCAAAAAUAUUGCAUUGUG